Molecule: messenger RNA, 501 nt
Organism: Talaromyces marneffei
Lineage: Eukaryota; Fungi; Ascomycota; Eurotiomycetes; Eurotiales; Trichocomaceae
Exons: 3
Coding region: 1-501 (166 amino acids)
Cellular component (GO): RNA polymerase II transcription regulator complex
Molecular function (GO): DNA-binding transcription activator activity, RNA polymerase II-specific; transcription cis-regulatory region binding
Source: RefSeq, a predicted model, not a curated record
AUGAUUUCGACCCACAUACAUUCAGAGUCGGCAUUCAGCUCCGCAACGUGGGCAGAUGAACUGGACAUCGACGCUCUUUGUCAGAGCUUAGACAUCCAAUUUGGGCAACUCACCUCAUACGAUGGUGUACCUUUUGGGUUCCCCGCUGCCUUUGAAGGAUCUACUGGAACUAAGUCUGUUGGAUCUCCGGAAUCUGGUAAUAAUAGCUCUGGAGACGCAGAUAAUAACCGGAUGCAUCUCAUGGAAUCUUCCUCUACAGAUAUUAUGCGAAUGAGACGACGUGAGCAAAAUCGUGCGGCGCAACGUGCAUAUCGGGAACGAAAGGAGAAAAGCUUCAAAUCACUAGAGGAGAAGCUUUCGAAGUUACAAAAACGAUACGAUGAGCUUGCUAAACUGUACACAGACAAAGAAAGGACUAUAAACAGGCUGAAUCAGAUGAUUAUGAGUCUGAUUUUGGAGAUUCCAGCCUUGCGCAAUGAGAAGGAAGCAGAGUAUUCGUAG